This is a messenger RNA of Coniophora puteana RWD-64-598 SS2, 1371 nucleotides long. RefSeq names its product glycoside hydrolase family 28 protein. Gene Ontology annotation, biological process: carbohydrate metabolic process. Gene Ontology annotation, molecular function: polygalacturonase activity. Bases 1 to 1371 code for a protein of 456 amino acids. Lineage: Eukaryota; Fungi; Basidiomycota; Agaricomycetes; Boletales; Coniophoraceae. The record is from RefSeq and is a predicted model, not a curated record. The transcript is spliced from 17 exons.
AUGCUUUCCAUCUCUCCCCUCAUCGUUGCACUCGUCGUCGCAUCCACUCCUCUGCAGGGUGCACAAGCAUGGACGACCUUCUCUGUGCCGCAUGCACCCGGCGCGGAUGACGUGCCUGCGCUCAUGGCUGCGCUCCAGGGUAACAGCAGCUACACGUCCGACGCGUCGAUCGUGUUCGCUCCCAACACGACGUACAAUGUCUGGUCGCCGCUCACGUUUCCGAUCCUCACGAACGUCGAAGUGCGCAUCGAAGGAAACUUGAGCUAUCCGCAGAAUAUAACGCUGGUCCAGGAGGGCGUUGCUAGCUCGAAUUACUCGGGUGCCUGGAUCGCCUUUGCAGGUGGAAACAACGUCACUUUAAGCGGCACGGAAGAUCCGGAAUGGGGCUGGAUGGAUGGCUAUGGCCAACAAUGGUGGGAUGAUAUGCAGCAAACGAACCGCCCUCAGGGCUGGAAGUUUGGUAACAUCACGGACGGAGUCAUCACCAAUCUCAAGGUCUAUAAGCCCCCAGCCUGGAAUUUCCUGACGAGCGGAUCUACGAACGUGCAUAUAUACAACAACACGAUCAUUGCAAGAUCGGAUAACGCUUCGUCCUUCCCAUUCAACACGUACGUCUCUCUUCAGUCCUAUCGACAAUUUACAAGCUAUCGUCUAUCCUCAUCACCUAAAACGUUAUAUUACAGCGACGGGUGGAACGCUGGCGGAACGAACCUUCUCUUCGAGCACAACUAUGUCGUCAAUGGAGACGACUGCCUCACAGUGGGCAGUGGUGCCAAGAACGUCACUUGGCGAAAUAGCUACUGCGAGGGCGGACACGGCCUCUCCAUUGGCUCGUUGGGGAAGGGAGGCUCGGUUGCGAUGGUACAGGACAUCUUGUUCGAGAAUACCAUUAUGAACACUACACUGUACGGUGCCAGAUACAAGAGCUGGACGGGUGGUAAUGGCGCAGCAAUCAAUGUAACUUGGCGCAACAUCAUGUUCAUGGAUGUCAUGUUUCCGAUCUAUGUGACUCAGAACUAUUGGGAUCAAGGUGUUGGAGGAAAGCCGAAUUCGAGCUCAACCAAUGAGACACACAUUGAGAACUUCCUGUUUGAGAACUUCGUCGGAACCAUUCAAAAUACUCCUGGAUACAAGGAAGGCUCUUGCAUCAGCGAUCCCUGCUGGUACUAUGUUGCGAAUGCGACUGGGAACGAAGUCAUAAUUCUCGAUCUUUACCCCGAUACCGCCUUAAAUGUCGUUGCAAAGAAUCUGUAUGCACAGACGCUGACUGGUGCACCGGUCGCUGCAAUGUGCAAUUCAUCGACUACCUCGAACGAUGUUGGCUUCGAGUGCUGGGAUGGGACAUACAUUCCCGAUGCUAUCGGAAUGUGA